Molecule: messenger RNA, 11449 nt
Organism: Porites lobata
Lineage: Eukaryota; Metazoa; Cnidaria; Anthozoa; Scleractinia; Poritidae
Source: the annotation of a GenBank genome assembly
AUUUGUGCUAGUGUCGUUUUUUCAUUCCCCGACUGUUCAUAUCCAGUUGCACUUCAACUUGGCUUUGUCCUAACUCACCACAACACAGGUAAGUGAGGUGAGGCCGACAAAAAUAUACUACGAUUUCCGACACAUUGAUUAUGUAACGCACCUUGUAUCAUUACCGUUUCAUGUUUGGCGGAAAAUAGGGCAGAGUAGCUUUCAUUAAUUCUAAAAGAAUGAAGCGUCCUCGCAAGGUAUUAGGGACCUUAAGAUCCGACGACGGCGACGGCAACGAGGACGUCAAAAAAGCAAUAGGUUUAAUAACCAAAACAACAAUUUUGCACGUGCAUCACACUUUUUUGUACAUUUCUUUGCCGUCACUGCACGACUACGACGUAGUUGCAGCCGGCCCACGCACUCGUCUAAACCAUAUAGAAGGUUUAGAGCGUCUACGACGUGAAAAUGCCUAAUUUCAGUCUUUACAGAGGAAGUACACAAGCGACGACGAAAUUUCCUCUCUAUUUCUGAACUUGGAUAUGGUUCUUAGGAAUUCAAUUUUAGGAGGGUUCACCUACAUUUGACAAAGUUAGUGACUUGGAGUAAUCGCAAUGAAGAUUGAAAGAAGGCGAAUUCACUUUUUCAGAGACUUUUUCGUUGCCGUCGCCGUCCUCGGAUCUUAAGGUUCCUAUUAUUCGCCAUGGAACUUGAGUACAAACAUUAACCACAAGGGACUGCAAAGGACCGCAAACAAAUAUGCCGAAGAACGUAUGAUCUAUAAAGACCUGAUCAGCAAAAAUAAUAAUGUAGACAUAUUAAAUUCUGCAAGCAGAAUACUGCAAUGCUGAUAGUACUACGUGAUAAUUAACUCUGCAAUACAUCAACACGACACCGAAAGAACCCAAAACAGCUCUCUAUCGCUACAAUCACGCUCUGCGAUGGAACUUGAGGCAUGAAUUACUUGUGAAUGAUAAAAGAACAGUCUAGCUUCCUGCCCAACAAACAUGUCUCCCAAGUAUUAUACAAAACGAUUCAAACACAAAAAAAAUGAACUUUGAAAAACUGCUAGCGUAACUGAGAAGUUUUCCAAAACGACAAUUGCAAUCCGUUUUAAUCUUCCAGUUUAAGUUUGUCCAUCCAUGCGUUCUAUCUGCUGUGUUACAUAUACCUUCUUGUAAUGUCUUGAACGGUUAUUUUUACGUUUCACUCAGUUUGGUGGCUGUUGCUAUUUGAAUGUUUUGAGAAUCUCGCUAACUUUGCAAUAUCUUGACAGGGACGAAACAUUUGUUGAGAAAAAAGGGCUUAUAAAUUGUUAUUAUCUUUUUUUGUUUUACUUCAAAAUGAAAUAAUUAGACGAUUUUUUGGUGAAAAACGGUGACGAGAGUAUUCUUAUAGCCAGGGUCUUAAAAAUGUUAGCUAGUUGAAUUGAAAACUUUAUGCUAAAAGACCUGUGAACUAAGUAUAAAGCCAUCUAUAGGAGUGGAAUAAUUCUGCUAGCGUUUGUAUAUUUGUUUAGCCAAAGGCUUUCAAUAUAUUUUUUUCAAAAAUAUAGUCCCACAUAUUUGUUGCUUAAAUUAGAAAAAAAAAAGUUCUAAAGGAAUUGACAUUGCGGGUUGAUGGGAGUUAAAGCUGCUUCGUGGCUUGCCCCAAACACAGCAACUGUUGAAGUAAUGUUUCCUUUGACUAAAAAUUUGUGAGUGUUUCAAGCAGAUCAGUACGUUGUAAAACAUUCUAACUGUGUACAAAUUAUUUCAUUGAGCACAUUCCGAGGCGCCGAAGGUUUUCUUUGGUGUAAACAACAGUUUGUCAUGGUCUUUCCGGAUGACUUUCUAAUCGCUUAUAAAGUUUCGCAUCGCGUAUGUUUUUAUCUUCCUUCAUGCAGUUUUCUAGUUCUUAGACCCAGUUCAAACGUCGAACUUUUGAGGAGGGCUCAUUAACUUUCUUCCCCUGAAAAUGUGGGGCUUACAUGAGGGAGAAGGCUUAUCCGUGAGAGGGUGGGCUUAAUAGAGGAUUUAAGGUAAUUCAAUAGAGGUUGCAGCGGUUUGGAAAUUGGCCAAAAAUAGGAGACGUCUGCACGCAGGCAAGCUGAUAUACGGUUUGUAUCAAUGUGUAACCAUCCAAAUGCAAGGUACUAUUAUCCAAUAAGGAACUUAGAGGAUCGACGACGAUCGCAACGAAACGUCGAAAAUCGAUAGGUCGCCAUUAACCAAGACUCGGAAAAAUUACCAUCACAAUUGUAUUAGAUAAAGAUGGAAAAUUGUCAUGAGAAAUGAAAUGACGCCAUUACCUAUUUUACUUGCAUCCAAAUCUUCGCACUGGCAAAUGUUCUUCCAAAAUAUUUUCUGCUACAACUUUUCGCGACCUGCAACUACAAACUUGUUUUGUUUUUUUUUUCUUCUUAUAGUCAAAGCAGGUUUGAUUCGUGGGUAGUAAAGAGUGCAAAUCGCUCUACAACUAUUUAGCAUAACAAUGUUUCAAAACGUUUUUGCUGCCCUUUUAAAUGUAGUUAAAAACCCGAGAGGGUUACAAUUAUUAUUUCAAAAAUUGAACAGAUUAAAGUACAAAACAAAACAACUAGAACAAAACUACUAGACAACAAAAAACUACUUUCGUGUUACACCAGUACAUUUAAUUCUGGUUGCUGAUUACUAGAUUUGCAACCUUCGUAGAUAAUCUCCCUUGAUACACCUUUGGAAAGUUUUUCCCACUUCAACUCUCUAGUUUGGACAUGGACCAAGAAAGUGCAACUUAUUUUGCUACAUUGCUGGAUGCAUGUGCAAAACCAGUUGCAUGUCUUUUCGUUGCCCGAUUCACCGUUGCUUUAGUUGUGGUUGAAUUUUGUGCCAAGGAUUAACUUUUAUCCAAAACAAUAAUUACAUAUUAAUGAUAAGAUAGAAUAUGUUUUAAUUCUAAAGAGUCCGUUAAAGUAAACAUUUACUGUUGUAACUUCAGCUCUAAUUCCUUCCGAUGAAGACUCUUGUUGGCAUCUGCUAUAUAUAAAUCGAAUUCUUUUCUUAUUUUUUCAAACUGUGAUUUUAGUCCUUUGCAGUUGUUUAUGUUCAAUUUUUGCAUUGGGUACAGAUAAUUACUUUGUAAUUUUUAUAUUGUUGCACUUGUUUUUAUUGGCUGGACAACCAAGGCUCUAUAGCGGACACGAAGAAGGUGUCAGGGGCCGUAAAGAGACCGCAGCAAAUUAGAGUCUUGUGGCCAACCACAGAAGAAUUGAGUUUGCUCUAAGCAGGUGGUCUAUCUCUGGCCAGUUUAAAAGGAAAAAAUGCAACAAUGUUAUAUUAGUCAGGGGAGAAUUGUAAUCUUAGAGUGAGUUUCUUCAGGCCAGUUAAACAGAGGUAAAGUCUUUUUAAAAAGUUUUUUGGUGAUAUCCGUGGCUAGAUCUCCUCAAAAAGAAAUUCUUUUAACACUUUGGAAAUUAUUUCCACCCAGCCUCCGACCAUCAAUUUAGUAACAUUUUGUUUUUUCGUCCUCAGAUUAAACAGCUUGAAAUCCUCUUCGCAUUCCGAGUUCAGUAUGAAAAGAACCACACAAGAAAAGUUGAGGGAGCAUCUCUGUAUUGACAAAGAGAAAAGCAUCAGCAAAAUCACCAUAGCGGGCGUAGGAAAAGUAGGCAGCGCGUGCGCGUACAGUAUUAUGCAGCAGGUAAUGCCAUCUCUUAUAAACAUAGAUUUUAACCCGUUGUCGACCGCUUUGGUCGUUUUCGUUCCAAAAGCAUUGAUGUAUAUUUUCUACAGGGAACUAUUUAAUUUUCAGUUUAAGCUAUUAAGAUGGUAAGCAAUAAAUUUAGCACAAGAAUAGAUCUCUCCACAGUUACCACAUUUUAAAAAUUCUGACCAAUCCUGACAGAGUUAAACACGAAAAAAAAAGCAACUAAGCGACAUUUUAGGGAAAAAUCCACUGCCAACCUCGCUAUUCACCUACUACUACACCUAGUACUCUUUGCAGAUUAAAUUUGUCUCUUCCAAGAAAGUAUUACAUGGGAAAGAAGGACGAUAAAGUGGCCAACAAAAAGGGUUCUGCGUAGUGUGAAAAGAUAGACAAAAGGGGAAAAGAGGGCGAGAAAGAAAGAUCGAAAUAGAUUCGCAAAAAAAGGCCAAAACUUGCCUCAUGCGAAAUCACGAAAAAAAAGCUUCUUAAGGUGGCUCGACUGGAGCUUUUAGGCAGUAUAGCUCCUCACUUUGAGCGUUUACCACGUCGACAUUAACACAGAUAUCGGAACAAGUUUACCACAGCUGCACUGUAUAAAGAUGAAAAAUUGUUAUGAUCCAUGUUUUAUAUGACAUCAGAGUUACCAUGACAGCAUAAUGGCGCCAUUACGUCUUUUACUUGCCUUUGUAUUUCUCGGUACUUGGAUUUUUUUUCACAAAUCGCUUAAGGGAGCUUGUGCCUCCCUUAGUUGCCUCGGUUAUGGCAAAGUUUGAACAAAUUCUAUGAGAGCGUUUUGGAAAUAUUUUGAAACAAAGUUUUAAGGGUUAUUGAAAGAGUAAAUAAACAUGCUAUUACAUAAUUAGGUAAUAUCUAAAGAAAAUGAAGAGGUCUGGAAAUGCAGUUUCAUCUCAUAGUGGUUUGAUUCAAUCUGAAACUUAGUACGAAAAAAGAGAGGGAUUGCUUCGGCCGAUUGCAAGAAAGAGGAGUUUGAUUAUAAAACCAUUGAUUUCAGCUACGAUUUCAAACAGUGCCUGAAAGCUUGGUGCGAGUUCAUAGAGAUUAGUCACUGCGAAACCAUUGUUUCGAAAAUGCUGGAAUUUGUUAAGCGAUUUAUCGACGAUAGCUGACGUGAUAAGUGUUAGCAUCGCACGCCGCGUCUUACGAUAACGCUUGCUGUUAAGACGCUCUAAAACAAGUGAAAAAGAACAGCAGAAAAAGCUUUUUUUAUCAAAAGGAACAGGAAUCAGGAAAAAAAUUUAACCUUGGGCCUUCAUCAGCCGUUUCCAACUGGACUGGGCUAGCCCAGGGCUGGCCCAAAAAUCACAUGAGAUCGCCUGUUAAAAUUACAGCAAAAAUUGCACGAAAAAUCUCCUCAGUGUGAAAACUGGCCAUGGCAUUCAAGCAAUAGGCUCAAAGACUGCAUAGUUCUCUUUGGGCAUAGUCUUCUUGUAAAUGCACGACAUAGUCUUCCGCUGGUGGAUGUUGUUUUCCUCUAGCCUGUAAAUGACGUCUGACACAGGCCAGUGUUUUACUUUCCGAAUUACACAGCAAGAAUAAUCUCAAAAUCAGUUCACUUUGAACUGUUUGAUUCCUGAAACCUCCAAUCAUAAUUUUUUCAGCCCGAAAUCAGAAACGUUUGAUUCCGUAAUCAUAUUUUGCCCGCGAACGUGCGAAAGAGGUGCAACUCUUGAUGAAUUAUAAAUUUCCCAGUGUAGGAGUUUAAUUGCUAGUCAAACGUUGACUGAAUAGGAAAAAACAAGAGCGGAAGGCGAGUGCUUGAAAAUUAAUGUAAUGUUCUUCAUUUUGAUUUCUAGGAUAUAUGCCAAGAACUGGUUUUAAUUGGUAGACGCCAGGACAGCCUUAAAGGAGAGAUGAUGGACUUACAGCACGGUUUGCGGUUUGUCGAGGAAACGUGCAUCCGCGCUAGUACUGGUAAAUAAUAGUCUGAAAAAGGAAAAAGCUCGAAAAUACAGAAUUGUCGAAUUCAUUCUACUGACAAAAGUGGAGUUGUGUGUGGCAGAGCAGUUUUACUCUGCCACACACACAUCAAAACACCUCCAACUCCGGAUCUGGAGUUCGGGAUUCAAGCCUCGCCCGUCGCGUUGUUUCCUCAGAGAAGGACCUCUACUCCACUUUGUUUCUCUUCAACCAGGUGUAUACCGGCGACAUACUGCUGGGGGGUAACCCUGCGAUGGACUGGCAUCCCGUCUAGGGGGGAGAAGCAAUACUCCUAGGUAUGCUUCGUGCUAAGGAAACCGGGAUAAGCUCCGGCCAUUAUAUUUGGGCCUUUGGCUCGGGUGCCCUUUACCUUUACCUUAUACUACUAGAAAUCGUGCCUCGAAAACGGCUCCUGAUUAGCUGAAUAUUUGCUUCAACCAAUCAGAAACACUAUCCUGAGAUAGGUAGCUGCGUACUCGCCACUUGUUACCAACUUGUCAUUGAAGUCAUUUCGCGGGAAACCAGCCGGUCGCGUCUCAAAAUGUCGGCUGUUUUCUCAGGCUAAUUAGAGAACGCGCUCUUCUUCACUUGUGUCAGAGGGAUUAUUUUGAGUCCUGUUUGAUUUCUUUCUUCAUAUUUUAGAUUACGCUUUCAGUGCCAACUCAAACCUGUGCAUAGUAACAGCGGGUGAACGUCAGAAAGAGGGAGAGAGUAGAAGAGAUCUGUUGCUGAGAAACUUUGAGAUUUUCAAAGGUAGAUUUCUUCAUCUUGAAUGCUAGCAUGUAGUAGAUAGACAACUAACGAAAUACUGGCCAGCGAAUACAACCGUUUCUCACCACUAAAAUGAGCGAGGAGGGACGGCUGUAUUCAAAGGCUAAAUCGUCGUGGAAAACACACAACCACUUCCUUUUUUCAAAGUCGAAGGCUUCUCGGCGGAAAAUUUGUAUACCCGCUGGCUGAGAGGGUUUAGAACUUAGCUCAUGGACAUGGAAAGUAAUGUUCAUAGGGCGGGAACCAACACUCACAACCAGUGAGUGCGGUUUUUCUGUUUAACCCAAGAAAAAAUCCUUUUCUGGAGUUUGAAUUCUUAUUUGGACUUCAAAUCCUUUUUAGGUACUGUAUUAAAUAAUGUUAUAGCAUAUUGUAUCCUCCUCGCUUCCGCAGGAGUCAAUAGGGACCCUACGAUCCGACAAAGGCGACGUCCAUAAAAAAACGUCGCUGGGGAAACAUAGACUCAGCAUCCUUUCGGACCAUUUGGCCAUUAUUCAAGUCGCCCAGUUACUUAAAAGAAGGGAAUUUAUUUUGGAGAUGAAGAGAGGAGACCGCGCACGAGUUCAGACAAAGAUGGUAGAAUCUAUCGUCUUGCCGUUCCCGUACUCAAGUAAACUCAAAAACUGGUCAUUUAAACGCCGUGGUUGUGCAGGAACGGCAAAGAAAUGUACUAAAAAGCGUGAUGCACGUGCAGAUUUGUUGUUUUGCUCAUUAAACCUAUUGCUUUUUGACGUUCCCGUUGCCGUCGUCGUCGUGGUUUCGUAAGGUCCCUACUGUUCUGUUUUAGAGGACGGGUGGGAGAUUGGGGAGAGAACGGGGAGGGAAACUCCUGCUCUUUUUUCUCCUUUUCUCGUUCUCAGUAAAAAGGAGUAGCCUGUGGUGGAGGCUAAGUUUAUUGCAACCACCUGAUAGUUAAGUCGAUUUUCAAGCGUGGAAAAACGUGCAACCACACGACGGACCUGUUAAAGUCAGCAAAUACUAGAAAUAAUUGCAUAUACACAUUGCGGACCUAUAACUGUAUUGCAAGAUUACGUACGUGGUCGCUGUCGUUGCCAUUUUUAACAGUCGAUGCCACCAGUGAUAACCAACCCUUAAUUAAGUCAUGAUAGAAGUAAUAUAUUCCCUGGAUUAAGUUACAAUAAAGCAAAACCGACAGCGGCUAAUGCGCGUUCAGUCCUUUCCGAGCGCACCCACCUUCGGGUCAUGUCACGACAGUUUCGUUGAAAAGCCGAGACCGGUUCUUUUAUUAUUCAUCGUGGGUUUAGCACAUUGUUUUAGCUCGUCUGGUAUUGAAAAAAGAGAGAAGUAAAAUAACUGAAAUAAUUUGAUGGCAAUUUGGUUUAACGUUUAUGAUUUUACAGAUAUCAUUCCAAAGUUGGUAAAGCACAGUCCCAAUACCGUACUGCUGAUUGUUUCCAACCCAGGUAAGAGAAUAAAAGCUAGGGACCUACAUAGUGCUCACUGUGGUCAUGAAGACUUGAACAGUUCUUAAACAGUUCCAAACGUUAUUUCAAAGAAAAAGGGAUAUCCUAAGCGUGAAAACGAGCGAAGCUUGUUAAGAUUCUUUCAACGUGAGUUACUAACACCCAGGUAAUUAAAAGUCUUUCCAGGAAGUCCUGUGUUGUUUUCUGCGGUUUAGUUUUCGUUUCCUCUGGCUGCAUGUCUUUCCUACAGUUGCCGUCCUCCGAAUUUCUUACCGGUUUCCAACAAAAGAGAAACGAGCGCACAUACCUGUGAAAGAUCGUGUGUCGUUCCUCCGCGUCGUUCCUCGUGCGAUAGAACUAACUGAACAGUCACUCGUGUAGUCCCAACACGCUCAAUCAAGUUAAGGGUUGUACCAUUUGCUCCUCGUUUGUUUCAGUUGUGGUAGUUUUAUGUAAAAUUUAUAUUUUUACUGUUUAAAAAUGUGCAUAUUUAUCUUGGAAAAUUAAUAUCUUGUGUACAGUCCGGCUUACCGCGAUUAGUCCUUCGCAUUUUGCAAGCCAGCCUUAUCUGUAAUAACUAUGUAAAAAGGAAGGGUGAAUUAAGCGUGAAGUGUGAAUAAAGUGUUACGUGUAAACUGCUAUUCUUGAUCACCAGCCACUGUUUGGAAAUGAGCCUGCGGAACAAAGAGGAAUUAAGUCCACCUUAAGGUUGCACACGACGUGACACUGUAUGUAUAAGACUCUCACGACUACUGCGACUCCUGAAUUCACCAGUAUAGCACUAUUUGUUUUAUUGUUAUGCUUUAGUUGAGGUCUUGACGUACGUGGCGUGGAAAAUCAGCGGUCUUCCAGCUGAUCGUGUGAUAGGAAGUGGAACCAAUCUGGACACAGCUCGGUUUCAUUUUUUGAUCGGCGAAAAGCUAAACAUCCCACCAAACAGUGUGCACGGCUGGAUCAUCGGAGAACAUGGCGACUCUAGUGGUACGUAAAGGAUGAAUCGCAAGUCACUCCCUCCCGGGGCCGUUUUUAACGCGGUUAAGCCAUCCCUCUCUCCACCCCGCUGCUAACCACAACACCCACAGACUAGUCCCAGCACUACCUUUACCAUAACCUUUCUUGAACUUGAGAGUACUUCAAAGAUCGACCAUUGGCUUAUUCUGCCUCACAAUACGAGCAGUCUCUCAUUUCCCUCGGGGAGAAUAGAUCGCAGUAGAUAUGCGAAGCAAAUACGCGAACGCCGGUGGAAAUUGCCUCCAUCUAGAGAGUUAACUCGCGUAAUCGCACUUAGGCGCUCUUAGAAAAAAACGCGAGAUCACCUUGUCAACAUUCCUCGCGGGUGCCAGUUUCACCCACGCUCGUAUAUUUUUUUCUCUCGACAAAUGAGGGACUACAUUUACCCUAAGUAAAUGUAAGAUCGCUCAAUCUGCAAAGUACCCAAGUUUGAGUGCUCCGCCCAUGUUCUCGAUUUGUUUCCAAAUGAAACCUUUUCACCACCUCGCCCGCCUGGCUCUUAGGAAAGAAAGACGACUGCUCGCGAUCUAAUUUUUCGAUUGACAGAAUCCCGAUUCAGGGGAAUUGUCGUAAAAAGAAUCUUUUUGCUGCUGUCUUUAUAUAGUGCCUGUUUGGAGUGGCGUGCAUAUUGACGGCGUGAUGCUCAAGGAUCUCAACCCACAGAUAGGCACAGAAUCGGACCGUGAAAACUGGAACGAGAUUCACAAGAAAGUUAUUAUGAGGUAAAGUCGUAGAAUUUGUUAUAACCAUCCUACAUUCAAUUUUCAGCUUUAAGUUGCUGCUAAUCAAUUAAUUGUAGCCUCCAUUCAUCGCGAGUUCAUAGCGCGCGUAGUGCAUGUUCAUCGCGUUCAAGGACGCGCGUCUUAAUUUCCCUUCAAACGCCCGCGAGAAGUGCCGUGAACCAUUGCCUUUCGUUAUAGUACAAAACAGAAGCCGGUAACCUAUAUGCUUCUGUACAAAACUAAUGAAUUGUAGCUGGCGUGGAUGCGCCUCCAUUGUGUUCUCGCGCGCUUUUAAUUAAGUUCCUCUUCAAACGAGGUUAGUUAUAAGUACAGCGGACUAAACUCAGAGAGCCGAUUAUUAAAUCAAAGACAAACUCAGACUUUUAAUUAUUUACUCUUUCCACAGCAAUUCAGUUUUGUCUCAUGGCGGGAAAGGACACCUCAUUUGCAUGUGUUCACGUGAACAUUCGAAAAUAAACUCCAUAGUCCAUGAUCGAUUGUUAAAGCUGACCUUUUUUCCUAUUUAGUGCAUAUGAAGUGAUUAAACUCAAGGGCUACACUUCCUGGGCAGUUGGUCUCAGUGUCGCUAACAUUAGCAAGGCGUUACUAGGAAAUAUGGCGAACGUCCAGGCCGUCUCCACCAUCGCAAAGGUAACUGACUUUAUUUCUUUUUCUCAUCACAAAAGUUAGCACGCUUAUUUCCGUUGAAGGAGUUAAAACCCUCUCCCGAUUGCUAAAUGAUACAAUUCCCAAGAUUUCAAUACCUUGGGUCAGCAUUCAUCUAAUAAUGAUAACCAAUAACUUGUUUUCGUCACUACGAAAUUCUUGCUAAAACUCGUAGUAGACUGGCGACAGCUACCACAUUUUCCCGCCAAAAUGACGUUAGUUGGCGCGCGUGCCCAGUUUUUUUCCAGCCUCUUUUUCUAAACGAGACAAGUGUGCAUUGGAGCUUUACGUUUCUUAUCAUACUUUUACUGCUGCUUUUCCUUUUGAAGUGACGAAUCAUUCGAGAUUCGGGCAUUAACUUUUAAUUACGGCAGUACAUUUAUUUGUUUUAACAUUCCUUUACAUUUUUCAAAUACAACUUUAGUCAAAAUAUCAAAAGCUGUCACCGUCAGCGUGGACAAUUCUCUCUUAAUGUCAAAGAUACGUUAUUUGAUUUAGUCCCCAUGUCUAUGAUACGGUUCUGAAUUGCGGCCUCUAAGCUCUCUCUUUUUUUCCCGUUCCAUGAUAGUAUCGAAAUGCCUGAGAUUAUUCUCGUCCCCAGAGCCCGUCGUUUCUUUUGGUCACGUGGCCGAAUUUAUGUGGUGGAUGUAUGUUAAGGCGUUACUCAUUAACCAUUCCUAUUUUUUCUUAGGGAUUUUACGGGAUCAAGGAAGAAGUUUUCUUGAGUUUGCCCUGCGUUCUUGGCCCCCAUGGGGUCAAGUCAGUUGUGAGCCAGCAGCUAGAUGAAAACGAGGUUAACCAAAUACAGGGAUGCGCGCGCAUCAUGCAAGAGCUGCAGCAAUCUUUGGUGUUUUAAUUGAGUUCGAGAUAAAGCAGGAAAAAGGAUAAUAAGCACAUGUGUGACUUUUUUCUUGCCGAGGAACAAGAAAUUGAAAUAGUUUCAAUAUUUCGUUUUCAUUACACGUUUUCACGGCCAUAUGUACUGGAAGAUCUUAGCAAAAAACCUUUGGUUUCAGCAAGACGGCUCCUACAAGGGCCUAGGACUAGAUAAUCAUCUGGGGCAAUCCUUUGUUUUUUGUCGAGAAAUUGCGUCGGAUUAAAUCAAUUAGACGUUGGUCAGUUAAUAUAAGAUCAAAAUGAUAGAUAGAAAUGUGGGAAUGAUAUUGCUGCGCACCGUCAAGUCCACAAACAACGUAAACAAUAAAGAAGUCCGAAGGGCUUCAUAACAAUCCCACUCUAUUAACUAUAGUGAAAUGAAUAAAAUAUAACUUCAAAAGC